AUGCUAACCUUACCUCAUUUAUUUCUCCUACUAUUUAAUUGCGCGUCUAAUAAUGCAUUCAUAUUGAGAACAACAGAUGAGAAGACAGAACACCUCAUUUAUGUACAAGCCAUCUGGCGGCAUGGUGAUCGCGCACCUCAUCAGUUACCUUAUCCAAGAGAUUUGAAUGAUGAAAGCUCUUGGCCAAGAGGAUGGUCUCAGCUAACAAAUAUGGGGAUAAAACAACUGUAUGAAUUGGGUCUAUUCUUCCGGAAACGAUAUAAUGGAUAUAUUAAAGAAUUCAAUCCGGCUGAUAUACGAAUCUUAACAUCCAGAUCAGAUCGUGCGAUCGUGAGUGCUCAGGCUAUGUUGCGUGGAUUCUUUCCGGUUGAUAACAUUGCAAUGCAGUGGCUAAAAGAUGAGCUAUGGCAACCGAUUUCCUUUCAUAGCGAAAGCAUUGAACGGAAUGCACCUCUUCUUCACUCUACCCUACACACUUGUUCACACUAUAAUCAGCUUAUGAAGAAUGAAACAGCUGUGAUUGCUGAUGAGAUGAUGGAGAGAUAUGCCGACGUUGUUCAUCUACUUGCAAAUGUAACCGGAAUUGGUGAAGAACUGAGCUUUGACCGGACAGCAGCACUCAUUGAUAUUCAACGAGAGAUAUUGCACCAACUUCCGCAGCCGGAAUGGGUUUACCAAAAAUGGCCACAGUUCCAGAAUAUGAGUACUAUUGACAUAAUUACGGAAUUCAAGCGUAUCAAUCAAAUUUCAAAGUAUAAUACUUUUGAAAAGGCAAAAUUUAAAGGUGGCUUGUUGCUUGGUGAUAUACUGCAUCGGUUUCACAAUAUUUCCGUUGGGACUAAAGUAGAAGCACGUAAAAUGUUUCUUUACUCUGCGCAUGACUCGACAUUAUUAUCACUGCAGCAUGCACUGAACAUAAGCAACGGUUUACUAGUGCCGUAUUCGGCAUGCUUAAUUAUGGAACUGUAUAAAACGGAGAAUGAAACAACACUAAAAAUUUUAUAUAAAAACGAGACAGAAAAUGCAAAUGCUUACGAACUGUUCGUACCAAAUUGCUCAGUACCAUGUAAACUGAAUCAAUUAAUUAAACUAAGUGCACCUACUAUUUUGGAUUCGGUGGAUGAUUUGAAUAAGAUUUGCGAGAAAGAAGAGAACGGUGCUAACAAAGUCAGUGGUAAGAAAGCGCUCAGUAAUCAUACCGGACGACAUGUCACAAUGAUGUUUUCGAUUUCCAGCGUUCUCAUGUUAUUGUAUUUGUUUUUGAUAAGCUGCUGA
Brugia malayi is the source of this 1275-nucleotide messenger RNA. RefSeq lists its product as uncharacterized. Bases 1 to 1275 code for a protein of 424 amino acids. The transcript is spliced from 8 exons. Lineage: Eukaryota; Metazoa; Nematoda; Chromadorea; Rhabditida; Onchocercidae. Gene Ontology annotation, biological process: dephosphorylation. Gene Ontology annotation, molecular function: phosphatase activity. The record is from RefSeq and is a predicted model, not a curated record.